Ilyonectria robusta is the source of this 1857-nucleotide messenger RNA. RefSeq names its product putative Xaa-Pro aminopeptidase P. Gene Ontology annotation, molecular function: metalloaminopeptidase activity. The coding region runs from base 1 to 1857 and encodes 618 amino acids. The transcript has 4 exons. The record is from RefSeq and is a predicted model, not a curated record. NCBI's taxonomy places the organism in Eukaryota, Fungi, Ascomycota, Sordariomycetes, Hypocreales, Nectriaceae.
AUGGAUAAGGUUGAUACGACAUCCAGGCUCUCUCACCUGAGGAGCUUGAUGAAGGACCGCAACGUCCAAGUCUACGUAAUUCCCUCCGAGGAUAGUCACUCUUCUGAGUACAUCGCAGAAUGUGAUGCCCGGCGCGAGUUCAUCUCUGGGUUCACGGGCUCAGCCGGAUGUGCUGUUAUUACUCUGCAAUCUGCCGCUCUUGCGACAGACGGUCGCUACUUCAACCAGGCCGCGUCCCAGUUGGACAGCAACUGGACUUUACUCAAGCAGGGCCUCCAAGAUGUUCCUACCUGGCAGGAAUGGUCUGCUGAGCAGUCUGCAGGUGGUAAGAAUGUUGCCGUCGACCCGUCGCUCAUCUCGGGCUCUACGGCUAAGAAUCUGGCCGACAAGAUUCACAAGAGCGGUGGCGCAGAAUUGAUACCCAUUGACGAUAAUUUGGUUGAUCUAGUUUGGGGCGCAGACCGCCCGGCCCGACCUAGUGAGGCUGUCUCCGUUCAACCCGAUACACUCGCUGGAGAAUCGGUGAAGAACAAGCUCACCAAGCUUCGCCAAGAGCUCGAGAAGAAGCACUCCCCCGGCUUUGUUGUCUCUAUGCUUGAUGAAAUCGCUUGGCUUUUUAAUUUGCGAGGAAAUGAUAUCCCGUACAACCCGGUUUUCUUCUCCUACGCCAUCGUCACCCCUACUUCUGCCACGCUCUACAUCGACGACUCAAAGCUAAAUGAGAAGUGCCGCUCUCAUCUGGCCGCCAACAAUGUCAAUAUCAAGCCUUACGAUGCCAUUUUGAACGAUUCAAGGGAUUUGCAAGUUGCUGUCAGCAAGCAGGGCAGGUCUGAGGGUGGCAUCGCUCCUGGUAGCUUUCUCAUAUCUACUAAGGGCUCAUGGGCCCUCAAAACCGCACUGGGAGGGGAUUCAAUGGUUGACGAAGUUAGGAGCCCCAUUGGCGAUGCCAAGGCUAUCAAGACCGAAGCCGAAAUCGCAGGAAUGCGGUCCUGUCACGUCAGGGAUGGCGCCGCCCUGAUACAAUACUUUGCUUGGCUUGAGGAGCAGCUUGUGGUGAAGAAAAGCAAGCUCGACGAGGUGGAGGCUGCCGACGAACUUGAGAAACUUCGUUCCGUAAAGACUGACUUUGUUGGCCUUUCUUUCCCUACCAUUUCCUCUACCGGUGCGAAUGCUGCAAUUAUUCACUACGGUCCGGAAAGGGGCAAUUGUGCAACUAUCGAUCCUGAGGCGAUAUACCUGUGCGACUCCGGUGCCCAAUAUCGUGAUGGAACAACGGAUACCACACGAACACUGCACUUCGGAACCCCGACAGAUGUCGAAAAGGAGUCAUAUACCCUUGUUCUAAAGGGACAUAUCGGUCUAGACUUAGCCGUCUUCCCCAAGGGGACUACCGGGUUCGCACUCGACUGUUUGGCUCGACAACACCUCUGGAAAAAUGGACUAGACUACAGGCACGGCACGGGUCACGGCAUCGGGUCGUUCUUAAACGUUCACGAAGGCCCAAUUGGCAUCGGCACCCGUGUGCAGUUCGCCGAGGUUGCACUCGCCCCUGGAAAUGUGAUAUCUAAUGAGCCUGGAUUCUACGAAGAUGGAAAGUUCGGCAUCCGAAUCGAAAACGUCAUCAUCGUCAAGGAAGUCAAGACCAAACAUUCAUUUGGGGACAAACCAUUCCUUGGGUUUGAGCACGUCACGAUGGUCCCGUACUGCCGCAACCUUAUCGACGUGAACUUACUCACGGAGGCUGAGAAGGCAUGGCUCAACGCUUACCAUGUCGAGGUCUUAGACAAGACUCGAAGUUAUUUCGAGAACGACCAGGUGACACUGGCUUGGCUCAAGCGAGAGACGAACCCGAUCUAG